UGAAUAAAUAAUAAUAAGGAUAGUUUUGUUUAAAUUUUUUUGGUAGUUGCAAGCUUAGGAACGAAACACGAAUGCACACUAACGCUGUGUCUUUUUGACAGCUAUGAAGACCUUCUGCACAGAAUGCAUGGUGAUGAUUCUCUUAACUUCCUCACGCAUCGGGGAAUCAGAAGCAGCAUUUAACGUUAUCGUCCCAAAAAGCCCAGUAAUCAGCACAGUAGGUGAAGACAGCGUCCUCCCAUGUCAAGUUUCGACCGAAAUCAAAACUGAAGACUUGGAAGUGAGGUGGUACAGAGAGAGAUUCAAUGACCCAAUUUAUGAAUACAAGGAUGGCAAAGAGGUGACCGAAAAACAGAACAAAGAGUACCAGGGCCGCACCAGUCUUCUGGACCAGCAGCUGGGGGACGGCGUUUUGUCUAUAGUGCUGAGGAAGGUCAGAGUUUCUGAUGAAGGCAAAUACACGUGCUAUGCAGGGACUUCAAAGUGGUACGAGGAACCAAAAAUGGAACUACAAGUUCAAGGUGAGUUAAAGAUGAUUUUUAGCACAGGGUUACCAUAUGACUCCAUGACUCCAUGCACACUGGCACUGGUCAGGCUUCUCAGCUCACACCCCAAUGCAUUCUGUGAUCCUGUGAUCCAUAUAGAAAAACAUCUUAAACGCAUCAUCAUGCUGAGCUGCAUAUCAUUUGGCUGGUACCCUCAACCCGAGAUGUAUUGGACCGAUGGAGCAGGUAGAAAUGUAACAGCGCUGACUCAACCCAGCAUUCAAAGAGACGGGAAUGGUCUGUACAACAUCAGCAGUCAACUCAGUGUCAAACAGAACGACAAUGUUGUGGUCAGUUGUCUCGUCAUCCAGAAACAACAGCGAAGAGAAAUGAAGUCCAGACUGCAGAUUAGUGAGCAGUUUUUUGAAAUCACUCAUCCUGAACGGCUUUAUAUCUCCGCGUUUGUCAUCUCUGCUUCAAUAGUCCUCGUGUGCAUCAUGGCCGCCUGUCUGUAUGUCUUCAAAAGGAAACGAGAGUGGGACAAAACCUGUGUGGAAUUCGGAAACUUACAAAAGGCUGAAAAGGACACAAGUAUCAAAUGUGAAAGACUUGAACAGGAAUUAAAUGCUGUAAAAACUAUCCCAAAUUCAGUUUGGAAAUGGAUCCAGGAAGCAGCAGUGAAUGUGAUUCUGGAUGCAGACACAGCCAAUAAACGUCUCAUCCUGUCCGUCGACGGAACCAGUAUGGCACUGGGAGAGGAGGACCGGGACCCCCCUGACACUGGAAGAAGGUUUGAACGUCCGCUCUGUGUCCUGUCCAGGGAGGGGUUCACCUCAAAACACUACUGGGAGGUAGAGGUGGGAAAGAAGACAGGCUGGAUUGUAGGAGCUGCUACAGAGUCUGCCAAAAGGAACGGACAAGUGAUUUUGUUUCCAGAACAGGGAUUCUGGGUACUAAGACUUGAAAAUGAAAAGUUUUAUGCCAACGAUGUUAUUGAGUCCCCCACCAUUCUCCCUCUGAGUCUGAAGCCCCAGAUUCUGGGGGUGUAUCUGGAUUAUGAGGAAAGGCAGCUCUCCUUUUACAAUGUGGAGACCAGAUCUCACAUCUACACUUUCACUGACAUGGAGUUAAACACCAAGGAGAAGGUCUAUCCAUUGGCUGGAACCACACCAAGUUGCAAAGAAGGGCUAGAUAUACACCAUUUUACACAUUUAAAAACAAAAAAGUCAACGUCCCCCAUGAGUCAAGCAGAUGAUGCAUCAGCAAGGGCAGCUCUAACAGGAGAGGAAGACACCAAGGAUCGAUACAGCAAAGAGGACCACCCUCUGCUACCUGACAAGAAAAGAUUACCAGGGCAAGACAGCAAAAAGAUGUUUGGGUUUUGGCCUGGGUUAUGGUUAGAAAAAAAAGAGAAAAAGAAGAAAGAAGGGAAUGAGAAAAGAGAGGAGGAAACAGAAAAGGCAAAAAAAGAGAAUGAGGAGAAAGAAGUGAAUGAAAAAAGAGAGGAGGAAAUAGAAAAGGGGAAAGAAGAGAAUAAGGAGAAAGAAAAGGGGAAAGAAGAGAAUAAGGAGAAAGAAAAUGUACCUGACGAGGAGAAAGACUUACCAGAGGAAGAAAGUGAAAAAAGGGGUGACAUUGAAAAAGAAAAAAAGAAAGCAAAAAGGAAAAGAGGAGAGAAAAAGAAAGAUAAGCACAAAAAAAAUUAAACAAGCCCCUAACUAGAAUGAAAAUUAAAUUUUUUAAUGGUCCAAACGAUGGCUGGUCGCCACAAAGGACGUGGGGACUAGAAGAUGGAACACUCUUUAUCGUGUGCUCAGAAGACCUCGUAACAAUGAACAAUAUUUAUAUUUUGAAAACUCCUCAGAAUUUUUAAGAACAAUUACCAUUGUGUUAACGAAGCUGGCCAGUCGCCAUCAAUACGGAUGGUCUUAUUUCUUUUAAUUGAGUUUCCUUUUUCUAACUGUGGUAUAUUAUUCUAAUGCUAUGUAUAAUAUAGAUUAGAUUGAUUAGAAGUUCAUAGUAAUCAGUCAUCUUGAAUGCAGAGUAGCGGUUAGGGCUCUUAACUGGAGGGUCGUGGGUGCAGUCCCAGGUGAGGGACACUGCUGCUGUACCCUUGAGCAAGGUACUUUAUUUAGAUUGCUCCAGUAAAAGUUCGACUGUAUAAAUGGGUAAUUGUACGUAAAAAUAAUGUGUAAAAAAAUAAUGUAAUUGUAUGCAAAAAUAAUGUGAUAUAUUGUAACAAUUGUAAGUCGCCCUGGAUAAGGGUGUCUGCUAAGAAAUAAAUAAUAAUAAUUCUAGUGAUCUACUGACUGGGGAGUGUCAUGUUGGUGUAUAAUA
Acipenser ruthenus (sterlet) is the source of this 2822-nucleotide messenger RNA. Its product is annotated as butyrophilin subfamily 2 member A2-like. The record is from RefSeq and is a predicted model, not a curated record. The transcript has 10 exons. Gene Ontology annotation, molecular function: protein binding. Lineage: Eukaryota; Metazoa; Chordata; Actinopteri; Acipenseriformes; Acipenseridae. Bases 104 to 2191 code for a protein of 695 amino acids.